Molecule: messenger RNA, 3424 nt
Organism: Schizophyllum commune H4-8
Lineage: Eukaryota; Fungi; Basidiomycota; Agaricomycetes; Agaricales; Schizophyllaceae
Product: DUF537-domain-containing protein
Exons: 5
Coding region: 82-3216 (1044 amino acids)
Biological process (GO): post-transcriptional gene silencing
Cellular component (GO): cytoplasm; peroxisome
Molecular function (GO): CCR4-NOT complex binding; RNA nuclease activity; mRNA base-pairing post-transcriptional repressor activity
Source: RefSeq, a predicted model, not a curated record
CGUCCGUGCUUUGUUUCUCGCCCUCAUCAUCUCUCAUCCAACAGUGCUUGAACCGCCUUUUCCGGCUCUUCCAGUCGUGCUAUGACUUCGCAGGCCACCGGGAACGGGGUCGUUGGCAUACUCUGGGACUAUGAGAAUGUCCCACUUCCGAAGGGAUACUCUGGCUACGGUGCUGUCCAGAGGAUACGCGACAUUGCGUUGCAAUACGGCACUAUCAAUCUCUUCAAGGCAUACAUGGAAGUGAAGGGGCACGCCACGAAUGUCCGCGCCGAGCUCCAAAUCUCUGGCGUCUCGCUCACAGAUACUCCGCACGUCGGCUACAAGGAUGUCGCUGACCAAAUGCUUCAAGUCGACAUGCUUGUAUUCGCGUGGGAUAAUCCGCCACCCACUACCAUUGUCCUCAUUUCCGGUGAUCGAGACUUUGCCUAUGCGGCGGCCAUCCUGCGCAACCGCAACUUCAGGAUAGUAAUCAUUUCGCCCGCGCAGGCGGUCACCUGUCUUCGCGAGCAAGCGACGCAUGUUUACGACUGGAGGACUGAAGUGCUCGGAACAUCCGCCAUCCCGCAACGCAUUCAUCCGAGCUUGCUACCAAAACGCCCUGUGCCGGGUUCUUCGCAGCAGCGGGUUGCCGUUCGAGACAAGGCCACCCUUGCUCAGCAAAAUGUAGAUGCCUGGCAAUCCGGUACCCUCGCAGCGUCUUCUACGACUGGCAACUGGCGAACUGCGCAACGCCCUGCUGGUGCUAACCAGCAGCUUCAGCAGGCAAGGCCUUCGUCGUCCUCGGUGGCAUUGACUAUCGCCGCUCGUGCGCUCAUCAACAGUCGAUUAGUCAACAAAACGCAACCUUCGACGUCCGUUACAAGGGUUGAUGAAGCCCGCGCUCAGACUUUCCAACUACCUAGCGCUCCCGUCGAAGUGUCAACUUCGUCAUUACAGCCACAGACGCAGCGAUUUCCUUUAGACACGGGCAAGAUCGAUCUUUUACUUUCCACCUUAUCAAACGGCGGAGCAAAACAGGCAUUGCCUGCAUCGGCACGCCAGCCAGAAACGCCUGAGGUUCAGAUUGUCCCGCAAUCGUCUUCGCUUGCCGACGCGAUUCUUGUAGAGCCAUCUGCGCCAGGGCCCAGCGUCAAGGUCACAGCCGCUCAUGACAAUCUCUCGCUAGCACCACAGCCUGCAGCCGCACGAUCAAGGUCGGCGAGCGUUAUACUACUAGAAGAGGGCAAGCGCGACCCGAUUGUCAUCUCGAUACCCAAGAACAGCAAGAACCUUGCCCAGUUUUCGGCUCAGGCAUCGUCGUCUUCGAUGCCUUUACAGGCGAUUGUCGAAGAGGAGGUGCAAGAACCUCCGCGCUCGCCGUCACCGCCACCGACUCCGAUGGAAGGGAUCGAGGCUGGAUGCGACAUGGGCGAAGCGGACAUGGAUCUUGAUUCGUCUUUACCGUCCUCGCCCACGAGAUUGCAGCAUGGCAAGGAUUCUGAGCAGCAAAAAACCGACGGUUCGGACCGGCAACUUGAAGCAGGGUCGAGCACCGCAAUUAUCCGCGACAGUGCAGAGCUCGCAAGGCAAAAGGCUGUCGAGGUUGCGAACCGCUUGACGGCUUCGGCUAAAGCUGAGGCGCGGAAGGACGAUGUCCCGGGACAGCAGAAGACCGCCCAAGGCAUGUCCAUGGAUCUCGACAUACAACAUCCCAAGCCAGAAGAUGCUCAAGCUGAACGCGAGCGUGCGAUAGCACGCGAACGUGAAGCCGCUGCACGGGCGCGCGAAGCGGCUGCAGCUUAUGUGCUGAAGAAGGCCGUGGCGCCGUCCGCCGACUCGCAGGCAGCAGGGCCUUCUCGACAGCAGGCACGCCGUCCUUCUCUGUAUGAGAGGCUGACGAGUCCCGAAGGUCUCAGGAGCAACGCGAACAACCAGCAUUAUCGUCCGGAGCGCGCCCCAAGCCCAGGUUCUCGGCGACGGCGCUCUUCGCGCUCGCGUUCACCUUCGCCGAUGCUCGUCGACGGACGGCAAGAGUAUUGGCGCCCGCCUUUGCAAGGCACUUGCGUGAACAACAACGACUUUGGGGACGACGUUAUCUGGAUGACGGGCGACGAGACAUACUGGGAGCGCGUCUCGCGCGGCACCUGGGACACUCGCAACGCACGCUCGAGGUCGCGGUCGGCGAGUCCGAAACGCAGGGGCGGGUCCGCGCUGCUGCCGCGUAGUCCGUCGAGGACCUCUCGCGCUGUUGGCAAGCGGCGAGCCUCGGUUUCUGUGCGCGAGCGGACCCCACCGAGAGGUAGGUCCAGGACGCCGACGGCGCGUGCGCGGUCGUCGUCGCCCAUGGGUUCGCCGGUGCACAGGCUGCCUCCAGCACGAUCGGCGUCAACGUUGCAGGUGCCGACGGGGCCGCCGGCGAGGUCGAGGUCGAAGUCGAACACGCCGUUUGUGCCUCCACAGGUGGCGAAGAAGACGGAGGUAAAGGGAAGGGCGCCGCCGCGGUUUGUCAAGGCUACGGUGACAGCGAUGAACGGGACUGCGUCCUCUUCCUCUUCGGCUACGCCUCUAGCGCAAGCCCCGGCGGCUACUCAGCCUGCGCCCGAUGCGUCGAAGUGGAAGCCGCUGAAGGAGAUCGUGAAUGUGGAGGGCACGUCGUUGCCAGCGAAACCAGUAUCGACGUCGACUUGGGUGUCCGCUAUGGCCGCUGGGCAAACAAUAUUGCCCGCAGCGCCGUCUUCACUGGCCAGCAAGCCGGGUCCGAUUUCGACGACAGCAACGAGCACUUUGCAACCGAAGGCAAGUGCGGGACCGAAGACCCUGGCCACGGUUAAGGAGGAACUGGCCCCGAAGAUGACCACCGCGGCUAAGACGAAGGCCGGCGCGGACGCGGUCAAGACCUCGACGACGACAGCGACACUCCGAGUAACAACUACGACGACGGCGACGGCACCCGCGGCGACGGGUACGACAGCUGCAACGAGCGAGCCCGGGGUACGCUUCAAGCCGCUCAUCCAGGCAUUGCAAGCUUUCCUGGCGGAGGGCAAGUUCGGCCCGUCGCGCAGCGUGCUGGCCAUUCGGCUUAUGCAGUUCGACAAGGAUGCAUAUGGCCAUGCGGGCCUGCGGAACUUCAAGCAGUACAUCGAGGUGGCGGCGCAGGAGGGGAUCGUGUACGAGGGGAUAUAUCAGGGAGUGCAGUGGGUGGCUUUGGAAGACGAGUGGACGGAGGUGAAGUUUUGAGGCAGGGCCGUGGCCCUUUUCGAGGGGACGGGAGGAGGGGCGAAGGAGCUGGAGGGGAAGAAAGGACUAGUCCAGCAUUGAGUUGGAGGACGAUCAUGGCAUCCGGACGGACUUUGGAACAAUCAUGCUUUAUGCACUAGCGACACCAUACCACUCUUAUGCGAUACCUGUAUCAUAUGCACUCGCCAUUCAUGCGUUUUCAUCCGGA